AUGAAUACCGUUAACGUUGGUUCUGCUGAUAACCAAAAGACCAAGAACAAGGUAAUUUUCGUGAUGGGUGCGACAGCCACUGGAAAGUCAAAGCUUUCCAUUGACCUUGCCACUCAUUUCCAUGGCGAAGUCAUCAAUUCAGAUAAGAUCCAAGUUUAUAAAGGGCUUGACAUCAUUACCAACAAAGUGACUGUGGAAGAGGCUAGGGGUGUGCCACACCACUUGCUUGGGAUCGUGAAUGAUUCCGAAGAAGAUUUCACUGUUGAUGAUUUCUGUCACAAUGCGUUGGAGGCCAUUUAUGCUAUUUUGAAGAAAGGGAAAGUCCCAAUCAUUGGUGGUGGAUCCAAUUCCUACUUGGAGAAGCUUGUGGAGGAUCCAACUAUUAACUUCCGGCAACGCUUUGAUUGUUGCUUUAUUUGGGUGGAUGCCUCUUUACCCGUUUUGCACGAACGGGUAGGGAAACGAAUUGACCAGAUGGUGAUAGCCGGUCUUCUUGAUGAGGUUCGUGAAAUGUUUGUCAUGGGGGCUGAUUACAAUCGAGGAAUCCGACGGGCUAUUGGGGCUCCAGAAUUGGAGUCCUACUUCAUGGUUGAAAAAGAUACGAGUGGUGAUGAGGCCACCAAGAGCAACAUCCUCGCUAAUGCUAUCGAGGAGAUCAAAGCCAACACCCGAAAGUUGGUUGACUCACAGCUUGGAAAGAUCCAUCGGCUGAAGAAUGAGCUCGGCUGGGACCUGCACAGAGUUGAUGUAACGUCUGUGUACGAAAAAUGUGGGAAAGAUGCUGAAGUUGCAUGGGAGCAGCAGGUGUUAAAGGAAAGUUUAGAAAUAGUGGGUUCGUUUCUAAACUAAUGUACUUGUUUGAACAAGGAAAGGUUUUUCUUUUUUUUCCUAUUUUAUGUUUUAAAUUUAAAGAACAAUGGCCUUCUGUGACUUUGAGAAUAAAACCUUUCAUCCAAUGAUAUU
Molecule: messenger RNA, 963 nt
Organism: Durio zibethinus
Lineage: Eukaryota; Viridiplantae; Streptophyta; Magnoliopsida; Malvales; Malvaceae
Source: RefSeq, a predicted model, not a curated record